AUGCCGACUGUCAGCGUGAAGCCUGACCUGCUCUUCAAAGCUUUGGGCCGGACCUACACUGACGAAGAAUUUGAUGAACUAUGUUUUGAAUUUGGCCUGGAACUUGAUGAAAUCACUUCUGAGAAGGAAAUUAUAAGUAAAGAACAAGGUAUUGAAAAGGCAGAGGGGGCAUCUACUGUCGUUCUUUAUAAAAUUGAUGUCCCUGCCAAUAGAUGUGAUCUCCCGUGUCUGGAGGGAUUGGUUCGAGGACUUCAAGUCUUUAAAGAAAGGAUAAAGGCUCCAGUAUAUAAACGGGUAAUGCCGAAUGGAGAAAUCCAGAAAUCGAUCAUCACAGAAGAGACAGCUAAAAUACGCCCUUACGCCGUCGCAGCAGUUCUCCGAAAUAUCAAGUUUACUAAAGAUCGCUAUGACAGCUUCAUUGAACUUCAAGAGAAGCCGCAUCAGAACAUUUGCAGGAAAAGAGCAUUGGUUGCUAUCGGUACCCAUGUGGGCACUUUGUCAGGCCCAUUUACUUUUACUGCGAAGCGACCUUCGGAUAUCAAAUUCGAACCUCUAAAUAAGACAAAGAAGUGUACAGCCUGUGAACUGAUGAACAUAUACAAGACUGACCACCACCUUAAACAUUACUUACAUAUCAGUGAAAAUAAACCUCUGUACCCAGUUAUCUACGAUAGCAAUGGUGUCGUCCUCUCAAUGCCUCCAAUCAUCGAUGGAAAUCAUUCCAAAAUAACAGUAAAUACUAGACAUGUAUUUAUCGAAUGCACAGGAACUGACUUUACUAAGGCAAAAAUAGUUCUUGAUAUUAUUGCCACCAUGUUCAGUGAAUAUUGUGAGAAUCAGUUUACGGUUGAAGCAGCUGAGGUGGUUUUUCCUAAUGGAAAAUCAUACACCUUUCCAGAACUGGCUUGCCGAAAGGAGAUGGUGAGAGCUGACCUAAUUAACAAAAAGGUUGGAAUCAGAGAAACUCCGGAAAAUCUUGCUAAGCUUCUGACCAGGAUGUACUUAAAGUCAGAAGUCACUGGCGAUGGGAAUCAGAUUGAGACUGAAAUCCCUCCGACCAGAGCAGACGUUUUCCAUGCAUGUGAUGUUAUAGAAGAUGCAGCUAUUGCCUAUGGAUAUAACAACAUUCAGAUGGCUCUCCCGAAAACAUACACCGUAGCUAAUCAAUUUCCCCUUAAUAAGCUCACGGAACUUCUAAGACAUGACAUGGCAGCUGCCUUCUUCACCGAAGCACUUACAUUUGCUCUGUGCUCCCAGGAAGAUAUUGCUGACAAACUUGGUUUGGACGUCUCUGCCACAAAGGCAGUCCAUAUAAGUAAUCCUAAAACAGCUGAGUUUCAGGUGGUGCGCACUACCCUUCUUCCUGGCCUCCUAAAGACCAUAGCAGUGAAUCGGAAGAUGCCUCUUCCUCUUAAACUGUUUGAAAUCUCUGACAUUGUAGUAAAAGAUUCUAGCAGAGAUGUAGGUGCAAGAAACUACACUGUUGACUACAACAAGAAUCCUGGGUUUGAGAUCAUCCAUGGGCUGCGGGGCAGAAUCAUGCAGCUGCUGGGCGUGCCUCCCGGAGAAAAGCAGGCGGGAUAUGUAAGAGCAUCCGAAGGCCCUGCUUUCUCCCCUGGGCGGUGUGCUGAGAUCUUUGCCGGGGGCCAGAGUGUUGGGAAGCUGGGUGUCCUGCAUCCUGAUGUCAUCACCAAGUUUGAACUGACCAUGCCCUGCUCCUCCCUGGAAAUCAACACUGAGCCCUUUCUGUGAAGAUGGGUCUCUGCCGUGUGGUUCUCUCUCCCAGUGUCCCUUUCUCCUCCCCGGCGUCCUUUAGUUGUUAAAUAGACAGAAAGCACAGUCUCCUCGUGGGUAAAUCCCGCACAUUCCCCGCAUCAGGCCAGCUCGUGUGAAAACGAACGUGCUGUUUGGGAGAGUCCAGUAUGCCCGCGGGAUG
Molecule: messenger RNA, 1936 nt
Organism: Molossus molossus (Pallas's mastiff bat)
Lineage: Eukaryota; Metazoa; Chordata; Mammalia; Chiroptera; Molossidae
Product: phenylalanine--tRNA ligase beta subunit-like
Biological process (GO): phenylalanyl-tRNA aminoacylation
Cellular component (GO): phenylalanine-tRNA ligase complex; cytoplasm
Molecular function (GO): magnesium ion binding; ATP binding; RNA binding
Source: RefSeq, a predicted model, not a curated record